Messenger RNA from Lolium perenne, 1032 nucleotides. NCBI's taxonomy places the organism in Eukaryota, Viridiplantae, Streptophyta, Magnoliopsida, Poales, Poaceae. The record is from RefSeq and is a predicted model, not a curated record.
AUGUGGCACCUGCCGCCGCAGCUCGUGGCGGCAGGCCCUGCCGCUCCGGGGGAGAGCGCAAUUAAGAGUUCUUCACUGAAGUGCGGGAGCCCCGCGACGGCGCACGACGGGAGGGCAGCCCAGACUUCAAGCUGUGGAUACGGCCACCGGCUAAGGGCCUGUUUGGUGUGGCUUUUUUGGGCUUUCCACCAAAAAAAGCAGCCCAAACGAGCCAAAGGGCUCGGCUUCGCGUUGGGCUUUUCCAAAAGCCACACUCUUUCCUUCAGAUGGGGAAAAGCACCUUUUGAGGUGCUUCCCGAGCUUCCCGAACCGAGCCACUCCCGUCCCCGUUCUUUUUUCUCGUCUUCCUCUGCUCGCGUCCCGCGCCCAGGUAGGGUUCCCGAGCCGCCGCCGCACGUCGCCCCUGCCCAUCGCCGCCGCCGCCGCACGCCGCCUUCGCCCAUCGCCGCCGCCGCGCGCGCCGCGCCUCCUCGCACGCCGACGCCGUACGCCGCGCCUCCCAGGCGCCGCACGCCGCACGCCGCGCCUCCCCAUCGCCGCCGCACGCCGCCCGUCCGCGUGGCCGCCGCCACGCCGCCCGUCCCCGUCCCCGUCCCCGUCGCGCGGCACGCCGCACGCCGCCCGUCCCCGUCCCCGUCGCCGCACGCCGCCCGUCCCCGUCGCCGCACGCCGCCGCGUCCCCGUCUCCGUCGCCGCACGGCGCCGUCCCCGUCGCCGCCCGCCGCGCCUCCCCAGGACCGCGCCGUCCUCGCCAUCGCCUCCAGGUCCCGCCGCAGCUUGUGUCCCCCGUUUCCAUGGAGAAGGCAAUUUGGGAUGCACACUACGUUCGCUUUUUUUGCGACAUUUGUAUGGAGGAAGUGAAUGCAAACAAUAGGGAUGGAGGUUGUUUGAGUAGGAAGGGGUACAAGAAUCUUGAGGAUAAAUUUGCCGAGAAAACGGGAAAAAGGUUAACAAAGAAGCAAUUUAAGAACAAAUGGGAUUCUCUAAAAAAAGAAUACACCGGUUGGAUGGAGUUGCUAAAUGCAACCGGGC